AUGAACUACAGCUUUUUUUUUUUUUAUUUUUCUUCUGAUGUCAUCAUCUUUUUUCGGAUUUUGUUCUUGAUUUUCACUGCCUCGGUUCCAAAUCCUGCUGUGAUUUCUUCUUCAUGUUUGUUUCUUCUUCUUCUUUUACUUCUUAUCAAAUGUCUUCUACUGUUCCACUCCUUUCUCAACAUCUUAUUUCAAAACCUGUUUCUUUCUUUUAUUCUGCAUACACCAUUCAUUUCAAGAUUUCUAUCUAUCUAUCUAUCUAUCUAUGUAAGGAUAUUCAUUAUCUAUGUAUCUAUCUAUCUAUCUAUCUAUCUAUCUAUCUAUCUAUCUAUCUAUCUCAUUAUGUAUCUAUCUAUCUAUGUAAGGAUAUUCAUUAUCUAUCUAUCUAUCUAUCUAUCUCUUUCAGCUCUACUACCAAUGUUAUCACUCUCUCUUUCUUUCUCUAACACUCUCUUUCUUAUUAUUAUUCUCUCUUUCCUCUCUCUCUCUCUCUUGUUUUUCUCUUUGUGGCUAUUGAAGUAUCUGUCUUCCAGUCAAGAUUUCUAUCUAUCUAUCUAUCUAUUCCUUCUAGCUCUACUACCAAUGUUAUUACUCUCUCUUUCUCUCUCUCUCUCUCUCUCUCUGCUUACAGCCAUAUCACAUUCAAACACUGAUUCUUGUAUGAUCAGCAAAGAGUGA
This is a messenger RNA of Acanthosepion pharaonis, 675 nucleotides long. The record is from the annotation of a GenBank genome assembly. Lineage: Eukaryota; Metazoa; Mollusca; Cephalopoda; Sepiida; Sepiidae.